AGCGCCUGGAAGAAGCGAAGGCUUCCCCAAUUUCAGAACUGGACGAAGGUUUGAGGCUAACCUAACAUUGAACUAGAGAAGACAAGGAGUUGCAUUCUGAACCAGAGCACACACACAAGCUGAACCAGGAGCUGCUUCAAACACCUGCAACGUUGUGAAGAGUGAGCCUGUGACCAACGAGAAAAACGUUGGCUCAGAGAAACACAUUUUCCGCUCUGCAUUGGCAUUUCUGCAAAUCAUUUGGCUCGGUUUUUUCCUUAGCUUUGGUUUAUUUUUCUUAUAUAAAGAACACACCACAGAAUCUUCUUUCAUUAGUUCAUUUUCCUUUCUUUUUUAACUAGGAUUAGAAUUGAAUAGAGGUAGUGAGCUGCAGAGAGCACGUUUGGCAGGGAGAGUUCUUCAGCCCUUGAGUGCAAAGUAACCAGGUGAGUCUUGAAUCUGCUCUGCAAGGCUAAGAUAACCUAAUAUUGAGCACGGGAAGAAAUACAAAGUGAUCUUCUUUGUUCGUUCAGCUGAAUCACUUAAUCUAACAGUUUCGUUAAUUGGAUCAAAUGGUGUAGGGAACUUGGCUUCAUCUGCAGUCACGGGUACUGCUGCUGAUUUUUCAAACUGGACAAAGGUGGAGACUUUAUUGGUUGCCAAAUCAACAGCUCAUAACUCAAGACUUCAAUUAAAGGUGUGAUAUGGUUGGACCAAGUGUCUGCUAUGCCAGUGGAUACAUUUUUCUACGGUGAAUCAACGCUGGAUUUUCACAAUGCUUUUGUUGUUGAUGAUGGACUCUCACUUUUCAAUUUGAAUUAUGUUUUGUCUAUACUGUGACUUUAAGUUUGGAACUGGAAAGUGAAAUCUGUUUGAUGUAACAAAACUCUAGCUUUUGACUCCCCGCAGCUUUUAGUAGACAGUCUCAUCUAUGAUUGUAUGGAGCCCAAAAAAUCCAAUACACAUAACAUUGGACCUCCUUAUUUUAGUCAUCAAGAGUGAACUCUGUGUCUUGUUCAGAUGGAUCCGUUAGAAUUCCGUUGUAAUGAGUGUCCCAGAAAGCCGAGAGGACGCUACACAGAAGAAUCAGUAGUAGCGUUUUUGGCUAGACUAGAAGACACCAUCAUAUUUGCUUUGUUUGAAAGAGUCAAGUUUCCUUUGAAUCCCCCAACCUACGAUCUGCUUGGCGGCCUCGUUCGUGAAACAGAGGCCCUUCAAUUCAAGGCACAUAGAUACGAUAAUCCUGAAGAAAAUCCGUUCUUCCCAGAAAGUUUACCACCCGUUGUUGCUGCACCAAAGUACCCAUUUCCAGAAUUUUUGCAAGGUGCAGGUGCUUCGAUUAACAUAAACAAGGAAAUUUGGGAAAUGUACUUUCAUGAGCUGCUUCCAAAGUUUGUUAAAUGCGGUGAUGAUGGCAACUAUGCACAAACUGCUUUUGCCGAUCUUACGUUGUUGCAGGCCAUCUCAAAAAGGAUUCAUUAUGGAAAAUUUCUUGCUGAGGCCACUUUUAGAUUUGCUGGUGGAGUCCUCGAGCCUUAUAUUCGUGCCAAGAACAAGGAAACAUUGAAGGAAUUGACAACACAGAGACUUGAAGAUAAGGUGCUGAGGAGAGUUGAAAAGAAGGUCAUGGUGUUUGGGCGGGAACUCAGCCAGGAACAUGACUUCAAGGGAGAGGUUACUCUCUUAUACGAGAAAUGGUUAAUUCCACUCACAUCAAAGGUUGGACUCGAAUACUUACUAAGACGCCUCGAUUGAAGCCAUCACAACACCGUCAAAUUAAUAAAUUAAUGUCAUCUUAUUGUUAAUUUAAAUUUAUUAGUUUCUUAUUUAGUUGUUAUAAUGCCAAAUUCUUAUGCAAGUCAAUUCAGAAAAUAAUGUUAUAACUUUCUAGAAACUUUUGCAUACACUUAGACUAUGCAAAGAAGUAUUGAAAAUUUUAAUCUUGCAGACCAUUUAAUAAAAAACAAUAUUUUUUUGA
This is a messenger RNA of Vigna angularis (adzuki bean), 1957 nucleotides long. Its product is annotated as chorismate mutase 2. NCBI's taxonomy places the organism in Eukaryota, Viridiplantae, Streptophyta, Magnoliopsida, Fabales, Fabaceae. Gene Ontology annotation, cellular component: cytoplasm. The record is from RefSeq and is a predicted model, not a curated record. Gene Ontology annotation, molecular function: chorismate mutase activity. The coding region runs from base 1000 to 1734 and encodes 244 amino acids. Gene Ontology annotation, biological process: chorismate metabolic process; aromatic amino acid biosynthetic process. The transcript has 10 exons.